AUGAAUCCUCCAAAAGAAGUCGUUUUCAAUUUAAUCCCACAAGAAUCAUGUGACCUUAUGAUUAAAUAUAAAGACCAUUUUUAUGAAACCAUUAAACUCCACUAUCAAUUCGAAGGUUUAAAGAAAGAGGAUGAAAGAACCUACAACAUUGGAGACCUUACUGUUUUGAUUAAUUUAGUAAAUACACUUUAUAAUGGACAAAUUGAAAACCAAGAAAACAAUGACCAAAAUAACAAUCAGCAAAACAAUAAUGAUCAAAACAAUAAUGACCAAAAUAAUAAUGACCAAAACAACAAUGACCAAAAUAAUAGAACCAAUGAGUUUGAUAAGAAAAUAAUAACAAGUAAAGAAAUUCAAAACAUAAAAGGUAUUGGAGAAUUAUAUUUAGCUUUUUUAUAUGGCUAUUAUAAUGCAAUGAUAAAAUACGUUAAAACAAUUCAACCAAUCACUGUAAACUAUCUUUCAAAUGAUUUAUUUUCAAGGUCAAUGUCAACAGAAUGGUUUCAUAAACUUUAUGAUCCAAUUAUCAAAACCAAUUUAAAGCCAGAAACACAUGGAAUUCUAUCAUUUUUAUCAAAUAACAAUACAGAAAUUUUCGAAUUUAUUUGGAACAAUCAUAUUAAUAAUAUAGCAAGAAAGAGUUUAUUUUUGUCACUUUUUAAAUCAAAAUUAGAUAACUAUAUGUAUUACGGCGGAAACUCUUACAUCUGGUUAAUGGAAUACAUGAUUAAAGAAAAAAAAGAAUUUAUUGAAUCUCUUACACUUACUGAACAAGAACUAAAAGAAAUUCAUCAAAACACUUUAAUCUAUGGAACAAUCUCAAUUUUUAAAAAAAUAAAAUCAUUAUUCAGCUCCUAUAGUUUCAAAGCAGAUGAAGGAAUACUCUUAUCAAUUAUUAAAAGCACCAAUCGUUACUAUUGUUGCGAUGUGAUUGAAUAUUUAAUUAAAAACGAUUUAAUUUUAAAUUCAAAUAUUUUAAUGGAUGAUAAAAAACUUUCAAAAUCAACAUUUAUUUUAAACCAUACCAUUUUAAAAAACAAAUAA
Dictyostelium purpureum is the source of this 1044-nucleotide messenger RNA. RefSeq lists its product as uncharacterized. The transcript has a single exon. NCBI's taxonomy places the organism in Eukaryota, Evosea, Eumycetozoa, Dictyosteliales, Dictyosteliaceae. The record is from RefSeq and is a predicted model, not a curated record. Bases 1 to 1044 code for a protein of 347 amino acids.